Hyposmocoma kahamanoa is the source of this 853-nucleotide messenger RNA. RefSeq lists its product as uncharacterized. The transcript is spliced from 3 exons. The record is from RefSeq and is a predicted model, not a curated record. Bases 73 to 762 code for a protein of 229 amino acids. NCBI's taxonomy places the organism in Eukaryota, Metazoa, Arthropoda, Insecta, Lepidoptera, Cosmopterigidae.
GCUGCUAACAUAUCUUCAGCCAUUUUCUAUCUAGCGGUUAUAAAAGACGCCGUCUGUGGACAAGUAGUGCCAAUGAGAUAUUUGUUACGCACACCUUGUUGCAAUGAAGGGGUUUCGAAAUACCGAAAUCAAAAUCCAAGACGUAAGGGUCAAAAAAGUGGAAUGUUGGACGCUCUAAUUUUGGAAUUAUUAGAAGUUUCCCAAGAGAAAGUUAUACCGUCCCCUGGUCAUAAUAAGCCGGAAUCAUUGAUAACAUUCCCAAUGAUGGGAGACAAAGAUGGUAAAUCGUUUGCAGAAAGUUUACCGUCGGGUAUGACAUUAAAUCAAAUUUUGGAGGCAUCGUCACAAAUUCUAGAUCAAAAGCAGAUUGAAACAAACCCAGCCUUACAACAAAUUUCUGCAUUUCUUGAGGUACCUGAUUCUAAAAGAACAGAGGAUAAUGUUGGACGCCGUAUAUCUGCAACUAUUGUGGAUGGUGGAAAUUCGAACACUCCAGAAGCUCAGAAAUCUUACGCGUGUUCUCGACUUCAGUGUUUGCCUUCAGAAAGCAAACAUACAGUAUGUGCCUGUAAUUUCAAAACCGGCAAUGUAGUAUCGUUCAAGAAUGAGUGUGAUCUAAGAAAACACAAUUGCAGAUACGACACAGAAUUCAAAACUAUAUUGAACGAGGUCUGUCCAUGGGAAUUUGAAAGCAGAAGAGGCAAUGACCGUCCUCAGUUCGAGUACAAUCUCCAAAAUUAUUUUAACAAUCCAAUACAAUAAAUUAUAAUCAGCAAUAAUCGGUUAUGUGUUACUUAUUUAAAUUUAAUGUUUCUUUUGUGUAUUUUGAUGUUACUAAUAUAUUCAAUUAUUC